Electrophorus electricus (electric eel) is the source of this 1989-nucleotide messenger RNA. Lineage: Eukaryota; Metazoa; Chordata; Actinopteri; Gymnotiformes; Gymnotidae. The record is from RefSeq and is a predicted model, not a curated record.
CGAAUCCCUGGGGAGGAAAGUCGCAACGUCGCAAAGCUGCUUUGCUGUUUGGCGCCGUGCUCUUAUUUACUUACCAUUUCAUACGUGGAAAAUAGGGAGAGAGAAAAAACACUGAAUGGGAUUCUUUAGGGUUUCUUGUGAAGAGAUACAACGGGCUGCUUGGCUGGAUCUGGAGCUGGUAGAAAAGUCAUCUAGUAAAGAAAGCAAGACAAUAUGGGACCGGAAGAAGGACGCCAUUCCAAGAGUUUUCGGGUGGCUCUGCAUCUCUGUCCUCAGGAGCGCACUGGAGUAACAGAAGUGAGCAGAGCCUCUGUGAAAGUUGUGGGGCUGAACAGAGUGACUGUUGACACUGGCAGAGGCCACAGGGCUCAGGUUCUGGAUUUCGACGCCGUUUGGAACGAGGAGGCUUCUUCGAGAGACAUCUAUGAGUCGACUGCCAAGCCCUUGGUGGAGUAUCUUUUGAAGGGUUAUAAUGGCUGUUUGAUAACAUAUGGACCCUCCACCAGUGGGGAGUCUCAAACAGUUCACAACAGCGGUGAAAGGCAGAGGAACCUCAUCAGUUGUGCUGCUGACGACAUCUUUAACUCUACUGAUGCCUCGUACUGUAGAGUCCGAGUGUCUUUUUAUCAUGUCUCUAAUGAGAAGAUAUACGAUCUCCUGGAGUCCCAGGCCAGCGAGGUGUGCCGUAUCCAUGACACCGAGGAGAUGGUGCUGCUGGACGGCUUGAGAGAGGUGGAGGUGAGCUCUGCCCAGGAGCUGCUCAGGGUGUACUGCCGUGGUACUGCCCACAGGAACGCGGGUGUCUCCAAGGGUGAUUUUGCCAGCAAGUCUCACAUGGUGUUUAGUGUCACAGUCAUACACACGAGAGGGCACUCUGACAACGAAGGAGUUUUCAUAGCCAGCAAGCUCACUCUGGUAGAUCUUGCAAGUUCAGCUAAAUCUGAAUAUCAUAGCGCUACAGCUCCUGGUAUAAGGAGGGGUUUCCGUGUGGCUCCAGAGAACCCACAGGAAGCCAAAACGCUCAAACGCUCCCUCACGAUCUUCAGAAAUGUGAUAUUUUGUCUGAGUGCCACAGCCUGUCAGCAUGUUCCAUACAGAGAGUCUAAACUCACCCGUGCUUUGAGAGACUGUCUUGCUGGAAACUGUCGAACAUGUCUGCUGGUAACUCUGGCAACACAGUCAACCUCAGUCACUGAGACUAUAAGCUGCCUGCAAUUUGCGGCCCGAGCCAUGAAUGUUCCUUCACGAGUAAUACACACGUCACUCACACGCUACACAUCUGCUCAGGUACCAGAUGUGUGGACAACAGAGAAAAGAUCCACCCAUCUUCCUAGAGCGCAAGGUUGCCCACCAAUCACCACAGACAGAAGAUCUCAGCCCACCCUGCUUCCCAUCCUGGCUAAUCCUGGGCCCCUGCAGCCGCCCGGCUCCAAGUCCAGGUCCGGGUCCAGUGUGGUAGCGCUGGGUGGUUCCUUCUUCCCUUACCUGCAGCCGCUGAACGGCCACCUUGGCCAUGCAGUUGGCUUCAUGGAUGGGAGGUACACAGAUGCAAAUGUGUGUGUGGUGAAAGGUGUUGUGCCACGGUCACCACGCCUACCCUUCGGUGUCGCUCCAGAGAGAGACUCUGUGCUAACCUCCCACCAACACUACACCGUGAAGCACUCCUCAUCCUCAUCUUCAUCAUCACUUGUCUCCUCGCCUACCCUCGGCACUGUCAGCGAGUGUCUCAACUGCAGACAGGAGAGAAAGAUCAGGGAGGAGUACGACAAGUUCAUCAUUCAGGUGAAGAGGGACAGAGACUACCUGAGCGAGAGAGUGACGGAGCUGGAGAGGGAGCUGGAGAAUAGGGAACGACGAGAGGAGAGAGAGACCGGAAGAGAAGUGAGACAGGGGGAGAACGGAAGAGAAGUGAGACAGGGAGAGACCGGAAGAGAAGUGAGAAAGGGAGAGACUGGAAGAGAAGUGAGACAGGGGGAGACUGAGAAGUAA